AUGAAAAUUCGUACAAGAUUGAAAAUGAUUUUAAUGAUUUAUUUUAUUUUUACUAUCAAAUCUAUUGAUACUAGUACUCAAGUAUGUAAUGGUCCAUUAGGUAUGAUUAGUGGUGAAAUACGUGAUUGGCAAAUAACAGCAUCAUCAACACUUUGGGAUACUGAUUGUCAUGAAAAAAAUGCUCGAUUAUAUCAACCAUCAGAUCGUGCAUGGUGUGCACGACAUAAAUCCGAUUCCGAAUGGUUACAAAUUGAUUUGGGUAUUGCUGCUAAAAUAUCAGGUGUAUUAACUCAAGGUCGAGCUAAUAAAGAAGAAUAUGUUAUGUCAUUUAUGGUAUCAUAUAGUACUGAUGCUUUUCGAUGGCAAUAUCUUGUUGAUCGAUAUGGAAAUCAAAAAAUAUUUUCUGCGAAUACCGAUUCAUAUUCAGUUCGUCAUAAUUAUUUUGACGAACCCAUUGUUGCACGUUUUAUUAAAUUUCAUCCGAUUCAAUGGCAUUUACAUCCAUCGUUACGUGUAGAAAUUAUUGGCUGUCAAGAAUGUAAACAAUAUUUGGGUUUACCACCAUAUGGAAAAAUUAGUGCAUCAACAUCAUGGCCAUAUCGUCGACAUGCAUCAUGUCAACCUGAAGAUGGUUAUAUAAUGAGUAAUAAAGGAUGGUGUGCAAGAAAACGAUAUAAACAUGAUCAAUGGCUUGAAUUUGAUUUGGGUCAUCCAUCGAUUAUCACAUCAUUGAUAACUAAAGGUCGAGGUGAUACAUUUCAAGAUCAAUGGGUUACAAAAUAUAAAGUUUCAUUUUCAAAUGAUACACGUUUAUGGGUCUAUUAUAAAGAUAAAUCACAAAUUGAACCAAAAGAAUUUUCUGCAAAUAAUGAUCGUGAUAGUGAACGUAUACAUUUUUUAAAUGAACCAUUUUUUGCUCGAUUUGUUCGUUUACAUCCAACUGAAUGGCAUAAUCAUGUUAGUAUGCGAGCAGCUAUCUUAGGAUGUCCGCAUCAAGGUGCUUGUUUUCCAGGUUAUUUUCGUGUGAAUAGUGAAGCUCAAUGCGUGGAAAAUAUGGCAUAUAAAAAACAAACAUGGACAAAUGAUCGAAAUCGCCGUCAACAACAAAAUAUUAUUGGUGAAUCAAAACUUCGUAGUGCAAGAGAAACAAAUGGUGAUCCAUCAUUAGCUGUUGAUGGUUUAGAAGAUUCAUUAGAUUGGUCAAAAUGUGCUACAAUUGAUAAUUAUUUUGUUCGAAAACCAGUUUGGAUGGUUGAUUUAGGUCGAAUAACAAAUAUAGCUGGUGUUAUGUUACGAACAUGGCAUGGAAAUAAUAAAGCAAACAAUUUAACAACAUCAUCAUCAGUUUAUCGAGAUUAUUUAGCAAAUUUAGAGCGUUAUAAUGUUUAUGUUCAUUAUCGACCACGUCGAUAUCGUUUUAAUAAUGCAAAUUUAUGUUCAUUUAUAACACGUACUGAUCAAGCAUUAACUUCAUCAUCUCGUCUUCAUUUUCAAUGUCAACAUCAAUUACGUGGUCGUUUUGUUUAUAUUGAAGCUGAUGGUGUAACGGAUCGAUGGAAUAAACUAUUUACUGCUGUUCUUUGUGAAGUGUUUGUUUAUGAGCAGUAG
Rotaria sp. Silwood1 is the source of this 1608-nucleotide messenger RNA. The record is from the annotation of a GenBank genome assembly. Lineage: Eukaryota; Metazoa; Rotifera; Eurotatoria; Philodinida; Philodinidae.